AUGGCUCUCCUCCAGGCAUCUCUGAUCUGGAUUGUCUAUGCUGUGGUGAUCGCAGUCCUCCUUGUGGUAGCCUCGAUUUUCAUUUAUGUCUAUCAAACUCCGCGUGAUCGAGCUCCCUCGGUCACACUGACAUGCAUCAUUGCCAUCACUUGCUUAUUAGCCACAAUCCUCCUAUUGCCCGUGGAUGUGGCCUUCGUUUCAUCCACAACCUCAUCGAAGUUAGGCCAGAGGAAGGACUGGGCCACCCCGGAUGUGGUUGAGAAAAUCACUUAUUCAUUAACUAUCAUUUACUACAUCCUUUACUCCUUGGAUGCCUUGCUAUGUCUUCUUGUGAUUCCUUUCACAUACUUUUGGUAUGAAGAAUAUGAUGAGGUGGCCGCGGACGAAGGAGAGCAAACACUCCCUCAGCGGUUCUGGGGGGCUCUCAAGUACACUUUGUCCUUCAUUGCAAUCAUCGUAGUUCUUUUCCUGGUUGGGUUCUUUGCACCGGUCUCUGAGGAUAAAAGCAGCAGAGACUUGGACUACUUCAAGCGCCUGCUAACGGAGAAUCACGGCGAGCGUGCUCUGACAUUCGCACUUGGAUUAUUGAUGACAAUAGGGACAUGUCUUUACGUCCUUUACACCUCUGGAGGCCUUGCGCUGUUCCCUAUCAGUUUGAUCAAAGGCGCGCCAGCAAUAUCGAGCCCUGCGUUGCGUGCCACUACGGCGCAGCAGCUGGAAACGAAUCGAGAGCGACAGCGCCAACUUGAAGGCCGUUGCGGAGGAAAUCCCGAGCUUCUUUCCUCAAAAGACCGUAGAGAACUUGAUACACUUACCCGAGAAGAACGGACGUUAAUUCGACGACAGCGCCUUGUUGACGACGCCCAAGGUGAAGGCCGUAGCUGGAUCAUCCGGGCAUGGUACAAAGUUGGUGCAGUUCUGCGUCCCUUCAAAUUGCUCGGUGGGAUCCUAGUCCUUGCAAUCGCUCUUAUGACAUGGGUUUCAAUGCUUUUGACGACCAUUGACAAAGUUAAAAAUUCGAUCUGCAAACGCCAUUGCGGAUACAUUUUGGGUCACAUAAAUGUGUUCAACCCGAUGAACUGGGUUCUUGUCCAAUCGGCUAAGGUAUUUCCUGUUGAUUAUGCGAUCUUCACAGCACUUGUCUUGCUCUUCUUUCUCAGCUCUGUUUUUGGCAUCGCGACUCUGGGUAUCCGAUUUUUGUGGGUCCGCAUCUUCCAGAUCAGAAAAGGCCAUACAUCACCCCAGGCACUCCUAUUGGCGACUGCCAUGUUAAUGCUUGUUAUUUUGGCAUUGAACUAUUCCAUUUCGAUGAUAGUUGCCCCGCAAUACGCCACUUUUGGCCCGCAGACAUUCUGUGAUCGUCAACCCAAUUCGCCAGGAGGACGGUCAGACUGCUCCAAGCAUCAAGACCUGAUCAAGCCAUGCUCGGAACUAGCAGACAGCCCUGCAGCGCAACAAGUUUGCACGCCCAGCGUGGCUAGUACAUUCCUGAACCGGGUCACACUGAACUUUCCUUUCUUUGGUGUUGUCUUCUUUUGGGCCCAAUUCAUCUUCCUCGGACUCUACAUUAUAGUCUUUCUCACUUCACUUUUCCGGUCGCCAAAGCUGGACGAGGGGCAACUCGACGAGGAUUUCGAGGAAGCAGAGGAAGAAGGCCUUCUAGCCAACACCGGCAGACGAUUCAAUGCAAAUUGGCAGGAUAUUACAGGCCAGGCGAACCACAACGAUAAUCCCAACACAUGA
Penicillium chermesinum is the source of this 1743-nucleotide messenger RNA. RefSeq lists its product as uncharacterized. The record is from RefSeq and is a predicted model, not a curated record. Gene Ontology annotation, cellular component: vacuolar membrane. The coding region runs from base 1 to 1743 and encodes 580 amino acids. Lineage: Eukaryota; Fungi; Ascomycota; Eurotiomycetes; Eurotiales; Aspergillaceae. Gene Ontology annotation, biological process: protein localization to vacuole. The transcript is spliced from 3 exons.